This is a messenger RNA of Papaver somniferum (opium poppy), 2728 nucleotides long. Its product is annotated as protein TPX2-like. Gene Ontology annotation, molecular function: microtubule binding; protein kinase activator activity. Gene Ontology annotation, cellular component: nuclear microtubule; mitotic spindle. Gene Ontology annotation, biological process: mitotic spindle assembly; regulation of mitotic spindle organization; activation of protein kinase activity. The transcript is spliced from 21 exons. Lineage: Eukaryota; Viridiplantae; Streptophyta; Magnoliopsida; Ranunculales; Papaveraceae. The coding region runs from base 105 to 2486 and encodes 793 amino acids. The record is from RefSeq and is a predicted model, not a curated record.
GACUCCCCCCCUUCCUCUCUCAAUCUCUCUCUCUAUCAAAACUUGAAGACGAACAAAAUCGACUGAUUAUCAGAAGAAAAAGAAGAGUUCUUAAAGAAGAAUCAAUGGCUAUAAACGAUUGUUCUUUGGUGAUAGAUGAGAUUUACGAAUUUUCAGCGCCUAAAUUCUUCGAUUUCAAUAAUGGCGAGUCUGAAGCAGAUGUGCGUUUAGCAGAGAUGUGGUUUGAGACUGCUUUAAGCUAUGCUCCUUCACCUUUUAUGCCAAGAAUUAAAACUGGUCGAUCUGAAUCGAUUCAAGUCAGUCUUUGUGAUUUCAGUAACGCGGAGGAUCUCACCAAGGUUGCUGGAAAAUCAGAUCAUACGAAUGGAUCAACUCUGAAAGAAGAAACGAAAGUGGUUCUUAAAGAGGAAGAUUCUACCAGGGUUCAGUCUAAACCUGCAGCCACGGAACCAAGCAAAGAGGAAGAAGACCAUACUACAAAAGAAGAGAUUAGGGUUAGUUCCAUGAAAGAAAGUAUUUCAUCUGGGAAAGGAAGUGAAUAUACUUACACUACUGCUUCGACUAGUAGCUUACAAGGAACAGAUGCUUGUACACCUAAGCCACAGUCAAUUUCUAAGAAACAGGAUUCACUUCCUACAGUUUCAAAGAAUCAGCAAGCAGCUAAAAGGAUAGCAAGUUUGGUCCGAAACCCCUCCGCUCUAAGGCCGAAAAAUAAGUCCCAGUCAUCCCAGGCUAAAGGAGUAAAACCAACAGAAUCCCAGGUUAAAGGACUGAAGCCAAUAAGUGCAAGUGGUAAGACCUUGAGGAGCACAACCAUAGCUUCAGAAUUUGUACAAGAAAACCAGGCAAUCAAGCGACAGAAGCUUGACGAGGGUAGAUCUAGACAGAUUUUAAACGUUGUUCCCCAGAACUUACCUCACAAAUCAAAGCCGGGUUCAGGCAGUAGCCGAAGCAGUUUAUUUUCCUCGGUCACCACCAAAACAACACGCAAAGAGGAUAGAAAGGUCUAUGUUAGGGAACCAUCAGCUCCUUUCGUUUCAACAGCAGAGUUAGUUAAGAGAUUCCAAUCCAACACAAGGGAUACGGGGCCGCAUUUCAAGAAUAGUUCUGUGUCACAUGAUGAUGCAGCUUCACUUCUUCAGAAGAAGCCUAAACUCACUCUGACCAGGCCCAUGGGACCUGACUUCGAAACAGCUAAUCGCGUUCGCUCUUACAAAGUGAAAAACUCGGCCGAGCUUGAGGAAGAGAUGAUGGCGAAAAUCCCAAAAUUCAAGGCCCGACCGGUAAACAAGAAGAUCCUGGAAGCUCCUACUUUACCAGCGUUACCAAGAAGUACCCCUCAUCUACCAGAGUUUCAGGAGUUUCAUUUGAAAACAUCGGAGAGGGCUAAUCAACAUGUUGAAACUUCAACAGUUGUAUCAUCAACUGAAUCUUCACAUCAGCAGAACCAGUGGAACCCCCACAAGCUUACAGAACCGCGGACUCCUCGUCUCGAAACAACGUUACGUGCGCGCCCACCUAAAGUCAAGACUUCUCAAGAAUUAGAGCAAGAGGAGUUGGAAAAGAUUCCAAAAUUCAAGGCUAGGCCACUGAAUAAAAAGAUAUUUGAGAGCAAAGGUGGCUUGGGUAUUUACUGUAACUCAAAACGUCAGGUGACGAAGCCUCAAGAGUUCCACUUUGCAACCGAUGAAAGGAUUCCUCCUGCAAAAACAGUUUUUGAGUUGUUUGACAAGCUUUCAUUGAACUCAGAAGACCAUCGCAAUGAGCAGCCACUUCCAAGGCUCACAACACCAAACCCAUUUCAUCUCCACACAGAGGAGCGUGGAGCAGAAAAGGAGAAAAAGUUUGUGGUUGAAAUUUUGCAGAAGCAGUAUGAAGAAGAUAGAGCCAGGAUUCCCAAGGCUACUCCAUACCCAUAUACCACAGACUACCCAGUGAUUCCACCAAAACCCGAACCAAAACAUUGUACCAAACCUGAGCCUUUCCAAUUGGAAAGUCUAACUAGACAUGAAGAGGAACUGCAGAGAGAAAUGGAACAGAGGAGGAGAAUGGAGGCAGAAGAAGCACAAAUGAGGAUCUUUAAGGCGCAACCAAUCCUGAAAGAGGAUCCCAUUCCAGUUCCUGAGAAGGAAAGGAAGCCUCUAACUCAAGUUCAAGAGUUUCAACUCCAUGUCGAUCACCGUGCUGUCAAUAGAGCUGAAUUUGACAAAAAGAUCAAGGAGAAAGAAACUGAAUAUAAGAGAUACCGAGAAGAGUCUGAAUCUGCUAAAGUGAUGGAAGAAGAAAAGGCUCUGAAACAGAUGAGAAGAACAAUGGUUCCUCAUGCAAGACCACUUCCUAAGUUCGAUAAUCCCUUCCUCCCACAGAAGUCGUCUAAAGAAACUACAAAAGCAAAAUCUCCCAACCUGAGAGUGGUUCAUAGAAUUAAAGAAAAGAGGAGAACAGUUGCUACUGCCACCAGUGCUGCUGCUUCUAACAUGAGAUGAUUACUUUUCUUCCUGUUUUUGUAUAAUUUGUUCAAGUAAUCUUGAACCCUUUCUCAUGUAAUUGUUUCUUCUGUAUGGAAUGAAGUGUGUGUUUAAAAUUUGUAUUCUUUCAUUCUUGAGUAUGUAAGUAAGAGAUAUAAAAGAAAGGAAAGGGAAACCUUGCUGGAGUAAAAUUCCUGUCUGUAUUUGAAGAAGAUACAUAAAGUUGAGCGGAAUAAACUGGAGCAUAUUUUUGUUCUGGG